CUCUCUCUUCCCCUCCUCCUCCUCCCUCCUCCUUCUUCCCUUCUUCCCUUCCUCUCUUCUAUGCACGAUGGUUGAAAGAGCAUACAUAUCCCUCAUUCUGAACGACGCGUAUCUGCCUGGAGCACUUACUCUUGCUACUGCCAUCCGUCGUUCUGGCUCAACAAUCCCUCUAGCCAUCCUAGCAACCGCCGAGCAUCUUUCCCCGCACUCGCUCUCUGCCCUCGAGGCCGUCUACGACUACGUCAUUCGCGUGCCUACAAUCGCCAACCCGGCUCCCGCGAACCUCUUUGCCCUCGGUCGACUUGAUCUCUAUCUCUCGUUCACUAAAAUCCAGGCAUGGAACCAGACUCAGUUUAAACGUCUCGUUUAUCUCGACGCUGACGUACUCCCGCUCGUCAACCUCGAUCAUCUCUUUGACCUCGAGCCGUCAACUAUCGCCGCCUCCCCUGACGCCGGUUGGCCCGACAUCUUCAAUAGUGGUGUCAUUGUUCUUACUCCGAGCGCAACCGACUUUCUCGGCCUCUAUUCUCUCUCAGAGUCUGGCGAAUCCUUUGACGGCGGCGACCAAGGUUUGCUGAAUUCCUAUUUCGGCUCAAGCUGGACCAGACUGCCCUUCCUGUACAACGUCACUCCAAAUGCAUCUUACCAGUAUAUUCCGGCAUUCCGUCAUUUCGCCAAGGAUAUCAAAAUAGUUCAUUUCAUUGGCUCUGAUAAGCCAUGGACUAAAGCGCGCCCGUCCUCUGCACCGGAGCGAUCAAAAGGAGUUCCGGAAUGGUAUGUGACGGCAAACGAAGUCUACGACGACCUGUUGAGACGCUGGUGGGAAGUGUUUGACUCUGUGGAUCUGUCCUCUAAACCAUCUGAGGCAAUUGAGGAGGAAGUUCCAGAGCCGGCGCCUAGUCAGCAGUCUGCCCAGCCAGUCUCUUCCUUUGCCCGCAUCGCCAAAUGGGAUCCUUCGCACAGCGCCCCACCCGCUGAGAGUAAAGGCGAGGCUGAGGGUCUUCCGGCGCAUUUCUCUCAUGAGAAUGUGUGGGAUAGGCGCGACGGAUGGCAAGAACAGUUUGUACCUCCGCCCGUCCGCCUUCUCGAAGAGUAUAUCCCCAGCGAAUACCGCACUCCGUCUACGCCUCCUCCAGCUGCUCCGAUUGCGUCUCCCGCGCCCAAAUAUGCCCAGUCUCCAGAGUCGGAGUGGCAUAAGCCUCUGCCGGCUUGGAAUCCGCCAUCUCCGAUUCAUGUUGCGCCGACGUCGCCAGCCGCAGUUUGGUAUCCUCCAUCGCCUAUCAAACACGAUGUGGCACCUGAGCGCGCUCCAUCGCCCUAUCAGCCCGAACCCCCUCGCGAAGACACCCCUCCGCCGCCUCCUAUUUUCCCCUGGGAGCAACGGGGUGCUGUCGCUUCUGCGCGCACAUUUCCAGACGACGAGCGACGAGCUGAGGCCAAUGCUAAGGCCGCUCAACGAGAAGUUGAGGCUAGAGAGGCACGACUUGCUGCCAUUGCUAAUUUCAACGCGUCGCAAUUGGCUCAAGAUCAGGCAAAGAAGGCCGAGGAGACUGAGAAAGACGAGUCUGAAGAGAGAGUACUCGAGGCGAAAGAAAAGGAAACCGAACUGAAGGCCGACUAUGCGUUUGACGUCAAGGGAGAGACGGAACGUGCUGACGAGGAUGCAUUUGGCGGAAAUGACGCGGACGGAAAAGAUAAUGCCGAAGAUUUGGGCACCGAGCUCAAAGAAGAUCUUGUUGAAGAGGCCGUGGUCUCCAAGCUCGAAAAGCUGGAGAUUUCGGAGGGUGUCACGGCGAGUCUAAGUCCCAAGACAGCGGUAGACAGAGCCUCUCUUUCGCCUACCGGUAGUUUUUCUAGCUUCUCUUCCACGCAUUCUCAGUCCCGAUCACCGCCAAUGCGCGUAUCACCUCGGUCGGCGUUGGCUCUAAAAGCACCCUCGCAGCGUAGGACGUCAGCGAGCUACAACGCAUGGGAUCGUGAUUCGUCCAUUGUGAACGUCGCGAGACGGUUCUCGAGCACGAUCCAUAACGGAGAAGUAUCCGGCACGGACUUGCCGUUGACGCCGGAACCGAAUCGGCAGGGAUCCUUCUUUGGUUUCCAGAAAGCUCCGGCUGGUGAAGGAGAUGAUGAAGAAGAGAUUAUUGAAGGCGAUGAUGAUGAAGAGGAGCCAUGGGAUCCGUACAAAAAGCUCGAUGAGCUUUCAAAGAUGCCUGCGUUGCUUUUGGAAAAGCACAUGCAGUCUGCAAACAAAACAGAUUCGAAUGAUGCCCGGGCAGCAGAGAGUGCCAGCAUUGAAACAAAAGAGUAGACACGUUCUACUCGUCAGAUUUUGGCCGAGUAGCUGUUUAUUGUAAAAAGUGGAGGUGAAAGAUAACCGUAUACUUGUAUGGUCGUGCAUCGGAGGAAAAGUGCGGAGGAGAGUAGUUCCAUUUCUUUAUCUAUUUUGUAUGUCAAAAUGUCUGCAUCGUCUUGUUUCAUUUCUGCCAUUUUUGAUUGUUUUUUGGUUUCCAAGAAAAGCUAUUUUGCAUCAUUGAUGUAUCGUUGGAUAUUGUUUGAUACCCCAAUCUUGGUAAUUAGUCAAUUCAAGCGCAUUUUAAUACCUA
Messenger RNA from Myxozyma melibiosi, 2603 nucleotides. RefSeq names its product nucleotide-diphospho-sugar transferase. The record is from RefSeq and is a predicted model, not a curated record. Gene Ontology annotation, cellular component: cytoplasm. The transcript has 7 exons. Bases 68 to 2308 code for a protein of 746 amino acids. NCBI's taxonomy places the organism in Eukaryota, Fungi, Ascomycota, Lipomycetes, Lipomycetales, Lipomycetaceae. Gene Ontology annotation, molecular function: glycosyltransferase activity.